Molecule: messenger RNA, 1420 nt
Organism: Durusdinium trenchii
Lineage: Eukaryota; Dinophyceae; Suessiales; Symbiodiniaceae
Source: the annotation of a GenBank genome assembly
GCCUCGCUCCGCCCGGGUGGUUGCGAGCAGCACGGGCUCCAUCACACUGGCUUGGGACAUCCCGGAAAGCACCGGAUGCACAGAGUUGGAGUAUUAUCGCAUUGAACGUGAUUCAGGGCAAGGCUUCGAAGCCAUUGCGAAUGUGACGACGCCCAUCCAAACGUUCACGGACAGCGGCUCUUUGAGUCCUGGACAAAUGUACAUCUACCGCAUCACCGCGCGGAACGAUGCUUUGGAGUACUUCGGUCCCCACAGCGCGCACGUCACUGCCUUCGCGGCCUCUCUGCCCGGCAUGACGCGGAAUUUGGGAUAUGUGGCGUCCACGAGGACUUCUAUCACACUCAUGUGGCAACCUCCGGCAGACUCUGGCGGGGCCUUGGUGGAUUUUUAUCGAGUCCAAGCAGAUGAUGGCCUUGGUGGUGCCUUUCAAGAUGUUGCGGUGGUUGCUGGCACUUACACCACAGUGGAGUAUUUGACCAAGGGGCGACCCUAUCGAUUUCGGGUGGCUGCAGAGACGGUGGUCGGCACUGGACCUUACACGUCCGUCUUCCAGCAGGUGGUAGCAGCAGUACCUGGGAAUCCCCAAACACCUUUGGUGGAGACCGUUCCUGGAUACAUGGACCGCGUCCAAGUGACCUGGAACGAGCCCUCGGACAAUGGAGGAUCACUGACGCUGGGUUACAAGGUGACCUUUGAUGGCCAGUGCGAUCGAUAUGAUGGCACCAGUGUCUCCGCUCUGACAUCGGUCCAAAUUAUUUGCUCUACUGGCCGGCAUCACCUCAUCACUGUAUCUGCGAGAAACAUUGUGGGUUGGGGUGGCCCGAGCCCAUCGGUCUCUCGAGUCUGUGGCGCCGAGCCCUCCGCACCAGUGGAUUUGCGGCUGAAGAUGAGCUCCCCAUCAACGCCUUUGGAUAUGGUGGAUCAGCGAACCCCUAGCUCAAUGACAUUGACAUGGGAUGAACCGACGCUGAAUGGUGGAGCAGAGGUGAAGUCCUACCAGCUUUACCGUGAUGCAGGUGAUGCAUCGGGCAUCUACACUUUGACUUAUGUGGGAACCUCCCGCAGCGCCAGCAUCAGCUCCUUGACCAACGGCCGCACCUACCGCUUCUACGCCGUGGCCGUGAACGACGUGGGCGCCGGCGAGCGCACGGCCGUCUUCGCGGCCGAGAUGCGCUGCACGCCGCGCACGUUGGUGGCGGCGCCCUACAAGGUCUCCGGUAGCCCAUGGUCCAUCUCACUGGCAUGGCCUGAGACUGCGGACAACUGCGGGCGUGCAGUGUCUGGCUAUCGUGUGUACCGGGACAGCUAUUUGAUCUAUCCCCUCUCCAACUCCUUCACAACUAUGCCUAUGCUGGUGGGGAUGAUCAGCACUGACCAAGUGACUCUGCGACUCACGGCGGAGAAUUCCGGAUCUGCAUGG